GAGCUGGACAAGAAUGAAUUCCAGAAUGUUUCGCUGCUGCUGAAAUGUAUUCAGCUCUACUUAAAAAGUGAUCUUCAAGAAGGGACGAGCCUGUUUAUUGAGCAAGGACUGGUAGAAAAGAUGAGUAUAAUCCUCUUAUCUUGGUUUGAAAGAGCAAGAGGGUUCGUGAACCUCAUCGACCCAAAUCAGAAUAAAUUUUUGAUGUUACUUCUUGAAGACUUCUUUGACUCUGCAUUGGUGAAACUGAAGGUAGCUGAUGAAUAUGCCUGUACAGCAUAUUUGUGCAAGAGCAGCAAUGCUAUAACCCUCUGUUAUGCUGGGGGGGAUUAUUUACCCUGUGCUUAUGUUUACCGUGUAGAUUAUGACCUUCAGGUUGCCCUUUCAGAAGCACUUUGUAGGUUAAUGACAAAAAAAUGGAGGGAAGACCUUGUUCACCACUGGUUUGAAGAUAACUAUCUUGCUGAAGCUUUCAAAGAGAUCAAGGAUAGAGAAUUUGAGACGGACUGCAGAAAAUUUCUUAACCAGCUAAAUGAAAGGCUUGGGGGUGAAAGAAGAAAACUGAGAAUUAUACAGCAGUUGUGGGUUUUUUCUGGGAACGGCAGUGCCACCAUUGUGCUUCCCCAGGUGAAGAAGCCGUCGGAUGAGAAGCUGGAGGAAUUCUGGAUUGAUUUCAAUGCUGGCAGCCAGAGUGUGACUUUCUACGUGGACAGUACUGAGGGUGCUCUUUGGGAUUCUGUGAGACUGUUGAAAGAGGCGGUCAGCAGUUACAGCGUGAAGGAGGAUGAUGGACAAAAGAUUGUUAAAAUUUAUAUGAAGAUUCCUGCUACUCUUAACAAAACAGAAGUAACAAAAAUCAAAAUGUUGUUCAGUGCUGAGUUUGAGAUCUUAAGUGUACUUAGAAAAGUCCUGGGAGAUGAAAAAAUGAUGGUAAAAGCUGUUAAAAUAAAUGAGGCUGAAGAGGAGUCUGUCCAUGCUGGGAAGCAAGUCAGAGAGAAUGAAGCAGCGAUACCUGAGUCUGCUAAUCCACAGGGCAGGAGAGAUCCUUCAAACUCUGAAAACACAGAGACUCUAUCAGGCAACUUAGCCUCUCCGCACAGACAAGAAUUAACAGGCGCUGUAACAAAAAUGGUUAAUGGUGUCACCAUGAUUACAGUGAGCCAGCAGACUGAUGUGGAAGAUGGUAACCAAGGCUCAGGAAGCAAAUCUAUGACUUUGAAAACUCAGACUCUGCAAGUCAUGAAAAGGUCGCUGAAGCCAAAGGAAAGAUUCUUGGCCAGAAAUUUUCUUCACAAAAUCAGAGACGAAAUCCUCUCAGAGGAGCUCGAAGGGGGUCUGCUGUCAGUUGAUGAAUCUGCCAAGAGCCAUUCCAGUGAUGAGGAGAAGGCCACGCAGAAGUUUAAUGAUGCAUCUGACAAAGCGUCAAGAGAAGAAGGAAGUUUAAAGCGGAAAGACUCAGGUGUAUUAAGUGGCACUGUCACAAAAAAGCCUAAACUUUCCAGUCAGGAAACAAGUAAUUUGGCCUCUGACGUUUCCUAUAAACCAAGGAAACUUUUUGAUUCAGUAGAGAAGAAAGAGGAGAUCCAAACAGGUCAGGAGAUGGAUGGUGGUGUGGGUGAUGCAUUUUUUUCCAAGAUACUGCGUGAAGAUGACGUUGAUUCGGGGGUGAUUACUGCAUUUGAAAGCUUUACUGGCCAACUAAAGAAAUUGUUCUCGUCCCGGUACAAAAGGAUGGAGACCAGUGCACAGAACGCCCUGAGGACUUCGGAGAAGAAUAUGUCUGGCCUGCCGAACCAGAUACACGAGUGCAGGCUGAGUAAGCUGGAGACCUUCAAGAAGAUUAUUGUUGAAGAGCUUGCCAGUCUUGAGAAGGAAACUCAAGUCCUGGCAAACAUGGAGAAGGACGCAAUGUAUGAACUCCCAAUGGAGAAGGCAGUAGAAAACAGCGUGUUCGUUGUUCCUUCUGACUAG
Molecule: messenger RNA, 1968 nt
Organism: Tauraco erythrolophus (red-crested turaco)
Lineage: Eukaryota; Metazoa; Chordata; Aves; Musophagiformes; Musophagidae
Source: RefSeq, a predicted model, not a curated record